This is a messenger RNA of Papilio xuthus (Asian swallowtail), 1312 nucleotides long. Its product is annotated as 8-oxo-dGDP phosphatase NUDT18. The record is from RefSeq and is a predicted model, not a curated record. Gene Ontology annotation, molecular function: 8-oxo-dGDP phosphatase activity; 8-oxo-GDP phosphatase activity. The transcript has a single exon. NCBI's taxonomy places the organism in Eukaryota, Metazoa, Arthropoda, Insecta, Lepidoptera, Papilionidae. Bases 181 to 1182 code for a protein of 333 amino acids.
UUGAAACGUCUCAGUCGCGUCAUGGUUGUUUAUUUACCGAAAUUCAAACACUGUUCGAAAAUCUAAUUUAAAUUCAUUGAACAUUAUAAAAUAUGUUGUGUAAGAAAAACAAGACACUGUGAAUAUAUUUAUUGAAGAUUUUAUUUUAGGAGUUAUCAAAAUUACGGAAUCUAGGUAACUAUGUCGCGACAGGUCGAUUCCAACAUUGCACUUUUGUUAGAUGGUUUAGGCCUCGAGGGUGAAGAAAAUGACUUUUGUGAUUUUACAAUAGCAGAUCAAAACUCAGUUGCAGAAGCUCAAGGUAUUACUCCAACUACUCCAUCAAAUUUUAAACCCGUGUUAGGCAAAAACGUAACUUACGUUGUCGCAUGUGUAAUUCUUAACGAACACAAUGACUUACUUAUGAUGCAAGAAGCUAAGGAAAGUUGCGCUGGAAAAUGGUAUCUUCCCGCUGGUCGUAUGGAAAAGGGUGAAACAAUUGUCCAGGCAGCAUGUAGAGAAGUUUUGGAGGAAACAGGCUUAGAAUGUGAACCUAAGACUUUGUUGACUGUAGAGACUGCCGGCGGCUCUUGGUUCAGAUUUGUGUUAACCGCUGAUGUUGUUGGUGGUGAACUUAAAACUCCUGCAAAAGCAGAUAAAGAAUCUUUGCAAGCCAAGUGGAUAUCCAAUCUUCAAGAGAUAUCUUUAAGGUCCAAUGACAUACUGCAUCUUAUUGAUAAAGCUAAAUUGCAAAAACAAAGUAAACCUGGACAAACAUGGCAUCAAAACAUUCUGCCAGCUUUAACACCACACUCCAAAAAUCUAAUGAGACUGAUUAUUGUAAUAAAAAAAAGAAGUACAAAUAGAAUGCAUGUAUUGUUAAGUGAAAAAACUUCAAUACAUUUCCCAACUUGUGAAAUUAACCCAGCCAAGAGUGUACAUUCUACAUUGAGGAGGUUCAUGGUUGAAAUGUUUGGUGCUGAUGUAGGACAACACCGACCUUUGGGCCUGCUCAACCUGGAGGCCGAUCCAUCCGCUGAUGGCUGCUGUAUCUCUUUACUUGUGGUAUUCAGGGCUCCUCUGGAAGAAGUACCUAUCAUUGGUAAAUGUGCAUGGCAUGAAAUACCCAGAGAAUUUGAAAACAAAUUUCUACCAAUGAUAACAACUAAAAAUUCCACAAUAGAACUACAUGUUGUUCGUUGAUUUUGAUGUAAUAUUGUAUUCAUGACAAUAUUUGUGUAUAUUACUCUUAUAUAAUCCCAUUUAGCUCUCUUAAUUUUUAAAAGUACCUUAACAUUAUUAACAAUCAUUUAAUCAUCCACUAUGUAUGUAU